AUGCCGAAGCUCCUAAUAAAGCUGUGUUGCUGUCUAAGACCCCAAAGGUGUAAGAGUAAGUUGAUUUGCUUUGGUUUUUGACGAUUUUUAUUAAUUUUAGGUAAUAAUUUAUCAAAAAUAUUUCAAUUGAUUUCAUUUUGUUUUAAAAAUUUGUGUUUAUUUCGAUUACUCAUAAUGGAAUUUCAGAAGCUAAUUCUGACUCUGAUCGACAAUCUAACGCCCAAAAUGGCAACAGUCUGCCUGGAGCAACCUCGGCUCCGCCAACUUCGAUUAUCACACAAGUUUCUAAGGAUACGGACACUUUUCCCACUCCAAUCGUAAAGAAAAUACCUAGCCCGGAUGACUCUAACCACAAUAACAAUGCAUCUCAGCUCCAGCCUCGUGGUCAGGGUGUUGACAACAACGUUAUUGUGUCGGGAAAUCGUCUCCAAAAGCCCCAAAUAAACCAAGUAAGUGUCUUGUGUAAUGUUUUUGAUUCCGCUUUUAGAGUAACGCGUUGUUGCCGCCGUUGCAUCCACUGGACCACAAGAAGAAGUGUCUGAUAGUGGAUUUGGAUGAAACGUUAGUUCAUUCGUCUUUCAAACCCGUCAAGAACGCUGAUUUCGUCAUUCCGGUGGAGAUUGACAAUGUUGUACAUCAAGUUCACGUUCUGAAAAGGCCGCACACUGACGCCUUUCUGGAAAGAAUAGGAGAGCUCUUUGAAUGUGUGCUCUUCACCGCCAGUCUCGACAUGUACGCUGAUCCGGUGGCAGACUUACUGGACAGGAAAGGAGUAUUCAAGUCGAGGUUAUUCCGUGAAGCAUGCGUGUUCUUUGCUGGAAACUACGUCAAGGACUUGACACGGCUGGGCAGAGAUGUAGACAAGGUGAUCAUUGUGGACAACUCUCCAAUCAGUUAUGCUUUUCAUCCUGAAAAUGCCGUAUGUUUUAGAAAAUUUAAAUUUAUGCUUUUACUUUUUUUAAUACCUAAUUUGCAAAAUCGUACUUGUUUCUUAAUAUUUUACGUUUUGCUGACGCUCAAUUGAAUAUACAGCUUGUUUUAAAACUUGCGUAUUUUAGAUUGCCGUCCGAACGUGGUUUGACGACCCCAAUGACACCGAACUACUGGAUAUGCUCCCUCUAUUGGAACAGCUGGCCCACACUGACGACAUCUACAGUGUUUUGCGACGUUCUUUUAUGGGUGGAACGUUUGCUGGAAACUACGAGUAA
This is a messenger RNA of Bursaphelenchus okinawaensis, 1208 nucleotides long. The record is from the annotation of a GenBank genome assembly. NCBI's taxonomy places the organism in Eukaryota, Metazoa, Nematoda, Chromadorea, Rhabditida, Aphelenchoididae.